AUGAAUACGCGAUGCGGUGAUGGUUACCUCGCUGAGACCCAACGCGACAUGCACGGGAUUGGGGCACGUGCUGCGCCUCGUUACACAAGACCCCGCGGUUCGUGUGUAACGAAGACAGACGCGCAGGUGGCUGGCGACAUUACGUGCGUUCCCUCCGAGCGGGCUCUGAUUAAAAUAGCGUCGGGCAAACGAGGACGUACGGCGGUC
Messenger RNA from Iphiclides podalirius (scarce swallowtail), 207 nucleotides. NCBI's taxonomy places the organism in Eukaryota, Metazoa, Arthropoda, Insecta, Lepidoptera, Papilionidae. The record is from the annotation of a GenBank genome assembly.